UAGGCAUAAGACAAUACCAGCCUCGACACCGAAACAGAACAGGGUGUCUAUCAAAGUAUUGCGCUAUUCACCACCAUCAACAUGGAUCAGAAUGACGGGAGUAAGAAAGUGGACACCACGCUUCUGAUGAGGCGUGCGUCUACGUCCAUCAUUAAUUGCACCAAAUGCAGCGUAUUCGACUUAGAUUCAGAGAAUGGCAGCAAAGGGGAUCUACAUAGUAAAACCGCUUCAACAACGACACCACCACCUGUGAGGCGUCCGUCGAGAGUGAACCAGAUGUGCCACGUUCAUUCGCAUCCGAUACUUCAUGAUACCUCUGCGAAUGUCCGUCGAAUGCGGUCGAUAGAAGGCUUUAAGAAGGAGAAGGUGAACUACAUCACCUCCGGCAGUAUCGCUCAGAAUGUAUCUGUCAGAAUCAGAGAACUCAAUCGGAUUUCGAGUCAUAAACUACCCGAGAGCAAUGGGCAGCAUGCACAGCUACCUCAGCCCAAGCGCAUGUCUAUGAUGCGUCAGGGCUCAUCGCUUCUGCACAACAAACGAUGUGUCAGUGAUGGCAGCGGCAAUAGCGCACUCAUAGUCCCCAAGGUCGGGCAAAGGGGCCAUCCUCUGGGAUGUUCCGACAG
Molecule: messenger RNA, 623 nt
Organism: Sphaeroforma arctica JP610
Lineage: Eukaryota; Ichthyosporea; Ichthyophonida
Exons: 5
Source: RefSeq, a predicted model, not a curated record